Bipolaris zeicola 26-R-13 is the source of this 165-nucleotide messenger RNA. RefSeq lists its product as uncharacterized. Lineage: Eukaryota; Fungi; Ascomycota; Dothideomycetes; Pleosporales; Pleosporaceae. The record is from RefSeq and is a predicted model, not a curated record. The annotation marks the transcript as partial. The transcript has a single exon.
GGUUGCCUCGUCUUGCUGCAACCACGAGGUCACCCAAAAGUUUGGGUCGCUCUGCAAGGAGGUGCGCCUCUCGCGUGGAAAUCUGUCAUACGAUUUACGUAUCGGCGGAUUCUUUGUGCAACCCGGCAGGAUGCAGCUCGCCUUCUGACAAGUGUCUAUGCGUGA